Messenger RNA from Microthlaspi erraticum, 2571 nucleotides. The record is from the annotation of a GenBank genome assembly. Lineage: Eukaryota; Viridiplantae; Streptophyta; Magnoliopsida; Brassicales; Brassicaceae.
AUGGACGAGUAUCAAGAGAUGGAGAGAUUCGGUAUGGAAAACGACUACGAAGGUGGUCGAUGGGUGAAUGGCGAGUUCGUAUACGAAAAGAGGAAGGAGAAGCGUAAACAAACCAAAGACGACGCUAUUUAUGGAAGCUUCAUCGAGAGCGAUUCGGAUUCCGAUGGUUCUAGCGGCGGCGGUCGGAGGAAGAGGCGUAAGGAUCGGGAUUCCGGAGUGAAAGCCGAUUUGACCAAGCCCGUCAAUUUUGUUUCUACAGGUACUGUUAUGCCAAAUCAAGAGACUGAUAUAGAUUCUAGAAAACACAAUGGUGAAAAAGGUAGUGAUAAAAUCGAAGACGGUGACAUGAUUGAUGAGGAUAGUGAAGUUAGAGGUGGAUUGGGUAUUGGAAGCUCGGGUUUAGGUUUAGGGUUAGGGUUUAAUUCGUCUGCUUAUAACGAGGAGGACAAUCUCUUACCGGGUGCUUUGGGAAAGAAGAUAUUUGAGGGGGCAAAGAUGAGAGGAAAGGCCAAGAUGGAGAAGAGAGGUCAAGGGGGUGGUGCAAAGGGAAGAAAGAAGGAUGCUUUAGGUGGUGAUAUAGGGAAGUUUGAGCAGGCUACCAAAGGAAUUGGUAUGAAGCUGCUUGAAAAGAUGGGGUACAAAGGAGGUGGGCUUGGGAAGAACCAGCAAGGUAUUGUAGCUCCCAUUGAAGCACAGUUGAGGCCGAAGAAUAUGGGUAUGGGGUACAAUAAUUUCGAGGAGGUAAAGUUGCCUGAUUUCAAUAAGGUAGAGGAGAAAAAGACUGCUGCGGUCAGUGUCCGUGAGAAUGAUCAGAGCCAUGGUGAUAGAGGAGGGAGAAAUCUUUGGAAGAAGAAAAAGGUGACGAAGAAAAUUUAUGUCACUGCAGAGGAGUUGUUGGAGAAGAAGCAGGAAGAGGGUUUUGGUGGUCGGCAGACCAUUAUUGACAUGCGAGGACCACAGGUUCGGAUUGUGACAAAUUUGGAAAAUUUAGAUGCAGAGGAGAAAGCAAGGGGAGCAGAUGUUCCAAUGCCGGAGUUACAACACAACUUGCAGCUGAUUGUUGAUCUGGUCGAACAUGAUAUUCAGAAGAUUGACAGAGACUUGAGGAACGAGAGAGAAUCAGCCUUGAGCUUGCAGCAGGAUAAAGAGAUGCUUAUAAAGGAGGAAGAGAGACAGAAAAGUCACUUAGAUAGCAUGGAAUAUAUCGCAGAUGAAAUAAGUCAAAUUGAGCUGGAGAAUACAUCUGGGAGUUUGACACUUGAUUCACUUGCUAAUCGUUUCGGGGACCUACAAACAAGCUAUCCUGAUGAUUACAAGCUUUGUAACUUGUCCACCAUUGCUUGCUCACUGGCCUUGCCUCUCUUUAUCAGGAUGUUCCAGGGCUGGGACCCUCUUAGGGAUGCAGCGCAUGGUCUCAAGGCUAUGCAUUUUUGGAGAAAGCUUUUGGAAGUCGAGGAUAAUCAGAAUAUAUGGGAAACCUCAACUCCUUAUAGCCAACUAGUCUCGGAGGUAGUGUUACCUGCUGUGCGAAUAGCGGGCAUCAAUACCUGGGAACCUAGAGACCCUGAGCCGAUGCUUAGAUUUUUAGAGACUUGGGAAAAUUUGCUGCCUUCAUCUGUCUUGCAUACGAUUUUGGACACAGUGGUGCUGCCAAAGUUGUCAACUGCUGUAGAAUAUUGGGACCCACGAAGGGAGCUUGUUGCCAUCCACGUUUGGGUGCAUCCUUGGUUGCCAAUACUUGGUCAGAAGUUGGAGUUUCUGUAUCAGAUCAUUCAGACGAAAUUGAGUAAUGUUCUCCAUGCUUGGCACCCUAGUGAUCCAUCCGCCUACACUAUCCUUUCUCCAUGGAAAACUGUUUUCGAUGCUACAAGCUGGGAACUACUUAUGCGUCGUUACAUAGUUCCCAAGCUUCAGCUGGCUUUGCAAGAGUUUCAGGUAAAUCCGGCAAACCAGAAUUUAGACCGGUUUGAUUGGGUUAUGAAGUGGGCAUCUGCAGUACCCAUACAUCUAAUGGCUGACUUGAUGGAGAGGCUCUUCUUCCCUAAAUGGCUGGAUGUAUUGUACCAUUGGUUACUUUCUAAACCGAGGUUCGAAGAGAUCCACGAAUGGUACAACGGUUGGAAAAGUUUAUUCCCGCAAGAACUUUCAGCAAACGAGAGGAUCCGAAUCCAGUUAAAGCGUGGUUUAGAUAUGUUGAUGGAAGCUCUUGAUGGAGUUGAACUGUCUCAGCCAAGGGCAAGGGCUCACGAGCAUAGACAGUUCGAGUCGGCACAGGCUCAAGCACAAGCUCAUGCUCAGGCUAAGGCUAAGGCUCAGAUGGAUAGCAGUGAGGUGAUGAGUUUGAAAGAAGUCUUGGAAGUAUUUGCGCAAGAGAAGGAGUUGCUGUUCAAACCUAAACCGAAUAGAAUGCACAAUGGUCUUCAGAUAUAUGGGUUUGGGAAUGUGAGUGUGAUUAUAGACUCGGUGAAUCAGAAACUGUUGGCUCAGAAAGAUGGAGGCUGGUUCCUUGUAACUCCUGAUGACCUAUUGAGGAUGCACAACAAUGCAACUGCUUCUGGUCGAAAACGAUAG